Molecule: messenger RNA, 369 nt
Organism: Ceratitis capitata (Mediterranean fruit fly)
Lineage: Eukaryota; Metazoa; Arthropoda; Insecta; Diptera; Tephritidae
Gene: beat-IV
Exons: 2
Coding region: 1-369 (122 amino acids)
Source: RefSeq, a predicted model, not a curated record
AUGUUCUAUGCAUUCCAGGUGGAUGACGAUAGCUAUCUGAUAGCCUACAAUGACACCGUACACAAACAUGGCCUCAUAACGUCAAUGCUCGGCCUUGAGUUGACAGUUGAUGGACGUCACUUUCGGGACGGUGUGAUGCGCGUUAAAUGCCUGGCAAGCAUAUCGCCAGUGCUGUGGAGUGGCGACAAGGAGAGCGUGCUGCAGCGUCGGCGUGGCAUUAUUGACAACCGAGAGGCAAUGCUGUUGGUACAUGGCUCUGCUGUGCGCCUGCAUCCUCUGGACACUACUCUGCGCACUUGGCGUCUGCUCGCCAGCGUCACGGCACUAAUAAAAAUAUGUCAAUUAAUAUUGAGCACAAAAUUAACAUAA